Aspergillus puulaauensis is the source of this 2199-nucleotide messenger RNA. RefSeq lists its product as uncharacterized. The transcript has 2 exons. The record is from RefSeq and is a predicted model, not a curated record. Bases 1 to 2199 code for a protein of 732 amino acids. Lineage: Eukaryota; Fungi; Ascomycota; Eurotiomycetes; Eurotiales; Aspergillaceae.
AUGUCUUUCGGGAGAUAUGCCUAUCGGCAUGCCGCGAUUCCCUCUUCAACUCCUUUAAUCGACCAUGUGUGGAUCAGUGAGGAGCUUUUGGCCUCGACCUUUCGGCGAUUCGCAAACGGACAACGACGGUAUGAAAGCCGGGUUCCGGGGCCAUUGGAGGCCAGAAGGCGGUUGGCCAAGCGGAGGAAUACGGGGCUAGCUAGUAUAGCUGGUUCGGGGCCGAUGGACGAUAUUGCGUGCCUGUUUGGGCGAAAUGGAAAGGAACAUAUGAAAUGGAGUGAGCCGGGGAGAAGUCUAGACUACCAGUUCUCUUCGUUGAACCCUCCCGCCGCCCCUGUCAGCUUUUACAACGAGAAUUUGAACGCAUUCGAUUCCGAGACUCCGCUUCAAAAUUGGUCUGGCGUUCGUGGCCGGGCGGAGAAGCCGACACGCGAUCAGUUCUUUGGGGAACAACUGCGAGAAUACCAGACAGCGAGCGCGUUAAAGGAUGCCAUUCGCGAGUUGGACAUUGAUAUGCGGCAGGAGCCCAGCUAUAGCCGCUUGUUGCUCGAUCAUUUGAUUUCACAAUCGGGCCGCAGAAAAGGCACUAUAAACGAGCUGAUUCUAUUUCUGGAAGAUCCGCAUCUUAACAUUCCUGGAGCUGGGAACUAUAUCGGUAUUAUAGAACAUUAUGCUUCUCGCGGGGCCCGGCUGAGCAAACAGCAUGCUGUAUUCGAUGCCGUCACACGAGCUUUAGAGCUCGGGAUCGUCCCCGCCGAAGAAAUCAAUGCAAUAAUAAUCAGCCUAUCGGAUUUGGGGAGAACAAAGAAGAGUGCCAAGGCGAACGACGAGAAGCUCUUGACACGGCUUUAUCGCCAAAUGUGGGACGCUAUUGGCGAGUGCGAUAUAUAUGGGCAUCAACAUUUGGAUGAACGUAUUGUUGACACCUGGCUUGGCGUUCUCUUGGAAAAUGGAACAGCGGACGACUUCCUCUUAGCCAAAGACAUCCUGUUGGUUACCAAUCAUGAUGUGCCAACCGACUCGUGGCUGGCGAAGUUCCUUACUAGAUGGCUUCACGACCCUCAUUCUUCACGUUUGGGGUUUGACGGUGGGCACGUUAUCGAGCUUUUGAGACCCUUCCACCCCGACUUGGUGUCGAGUUCGAUAAUAUGUGUCACCGAGGCCCUAUUCUCUUCUGAGAAGACACAUUUUCUUAAAAGAUGGGACAGCUGUCUAAUUAGACUUCAUGAUAUAUCGGCUAUUGCCUCAUCUCGUGCAUGGACUCAUAUACGCGUGUAUCACGAUGGCACAUCUCAUCUCCCACCGAUGUCACCGCGAUAUCGGAUAAUACAGCGUCUCUGGACACUAUACGCUAUGAACAAAGGGGCACUUCGGAGUUCAGGCUUGAAUGUGCCCGCUGCAACUAUCAAGAGCCUUUAUAGGCUGUAUGACACCACGAGAGGUGAUGAUGGCAUUGAAGACUUGUGGAGCAGCUUGACAAAAGAUAUUCACGAUCUGAAUAUACCAUUUGACUUGGAGGCUAUGGCCGAUGAACUAAGAACCGGAAAGAGCAUGAGCAAUGCAACACGGUCCACCCUACAGAAAUACGAAUCAUCUCCUCUAUCCUUUUCCGACAUCUUUGCGGACAUCCACCUUUUCAACGCCGCCGGCCGAGUUUUCUUCCACAACAUCGAGAAGAUGGUCCGCGAGGUCGACGUCGCAAGUCCUACAUUCCGAAACUAUGCAACCCACACCGCAAGAACGGGGGGCACUCACGACGUCUGGACACUUAUCCGCCUCCUCCGAUCACAUACACCCCUCAAAAUUGCCCUGUCAAUGUCAUGGCACCGACCCGACUCGGCAGACAAAUCUCUUACGCCCGACCAGCUAAAUCCCAGAACACCCUCCGAGCCGGACCCGCAUGCCGCUCUCGACCUUAUUCACGCUCUAGCCGCGGCGUUCGCCUGCUCUGAAGAAUUGUCUCCCCGCCGGGCGUUCCAGUUGGUCCAUUGGCUUUAUGUAUUCUUGUACAGACACGGCGCACCUGUGAGACCGCCUCUAGCACGCGCCUUGUACCAUGCGGGCGUGAUUAGAUAUCGAAGGGAGAAGUCGCAUGUUUCCGUUGGGCAGUUUGAGUAUAUCUGGAAUAUCGUGGAGCAGGCAGAAGGACCUGAAGUUGUGCAAGCAUUGAGGGCUCGGACCUUUGACGAAUCGGAUUGA